ACCAUGCCCGGCUAAUUUUUGUAUUUUUAGUAGAGACGGGGUUUCAUUGUGUUAGCCAGGAUGGUCUUGAUCUCCUGACCUUGUGAUCCUCCCGCCUCGGCCUCCCAAAGUGCUAGGAUUACAGGCGUGAGCCACCACGCCCGGCCUGGAAUGUGGUCCUUCUUAAAACUAAAUUUAUAUUUUUUGAAAUUCCAAAAUUAUAUCUUUCAUGUUAUAAAAUGAGAUAAUUGAGAACACAUUUGGUGUUGUGGUCUCUUAAGAUCUUGCCUAACAAAAUAAAAGUACAAAAAAAUUGAGUAAAUAUUUUCCCCUUAUUUGUACUUGUCAAUGAAGACCCUAUGUAUGUACUUAUAUGUUUUUCUUGUUCGUUACUUGCUCCAGUGGUUUGGAAAUUUUGGUUAUCCUGAGAAUUCUCUGGGACCUUGUUAGACAUGUAGAUUCUUGCUAGGGCAUACUUGCUCAAGAGAUUCUGGCGUCAGUACCUAAUCCUUAAAUUACUUUGCAAUAAUCCCGUUACUAUGUAGGUUGAGACCCUACAAGAAGGAAUGAUUCAUUCAAUGAGAUGUACAUCCUUGAUCCCAGAAACUUUGGAACGAAGUAUUCAGUUUCUUCAAUAAACAGAGCACUUCUUGUUUCAUAGGUUUUGGGGGUUGGCCUGAACAAAUCAACUAAGUAUGACCUAGUUUCUAUAGCGUUCUGAACAAUUUACAGAGUGAAUUCCUGGCUGUUCACAAAUUGGGAAUUGACUGCAUUCUUUGGAGAGCCAGGUGUUUCCGCUGGGAAACCCCAUGACAGGUACUCAGCCCAAUUCUCUUUAAUGUUUUAUUAAACAUAGGGGUGGGUUAAACCACUGGGUUUUAAAUGAAGUACUUAGAGCUUUUCAACUUGCCCCAUAGCUCUGUCUCAGAACUGAUCAUUCUAUUAUCAUUAGUUUUGAGAACGCCGUGUAAAGAGCAAAGUAACCACUGGUGGUUGCACUCCGGAGCGGGCGAGGACGGCUAGUUCCUGCAGUGCCCAGGCCUGCAGGGAAGCGCCCUGGCACAACUCAGCUGAGGAUACACGCUUUUUCCCGCGCAGCCGGAGGGCUGAACAGCAAAGCACUCCCCGGGGGAAUUGUGUGUCAGCGCAGCCUGGAGAUAGCAGGCCCAGGGGGCAGCUCCACCACAGGAGACAGGACACGCCUCAGUCUGGGCAAAUUCCCGGCCUCCUUUGGCUCUAAGCCAGCAGCCGCCGCCCGCGACCUCCUCUCCUCCUCCGUCGUCACCCCGGCCGCCCUGCCGGCCCCGAACUUGCCCGCGCCUGGCCGCGCGGCCCCUCAGCCCACGGGGCUGGCGGCGCGGUUGGGAUGGGACCGAUGUGGCGCAUGCGUGGUGGCGCCACUAGGCGCGGGAGUUGCUGCUGCGGGGACGGUGCUGCGGGCAGCCGAGGGCCAGGCCGCUCCGGCCGGGCUCGUGGUGGGGGCAGCCCCAGCGGCGGCGGCGGCGGCGUGGGCUGGCGAGGCCGCGCGGACGGCGCCCGACAGCAGCUGGAGGAGCGGUUUGCCGACCUGGCGGCGAGCCACUUGGAGGCCAUCCGUGCGCGGGAUGAGUGGGACCGGCAGAACGCGCGGUUGCGUCAGGAGAACGCCCGGCUGCGGCUCGAGAACCGGCGGCUGAAGCGCGAGAACCGCAGCCUCUUCCGUCAGGCUUUGCGGCUCCCCGGCGAAGGCGGCGACGGGACGCCCGCGGAGGCGCGCCGGGUCCCUGAAGAGGCCAGCACGAACCGGAGGGCUAGAGACAGCGGCCGAGAGGACGAGCCGGGCAGCCCCAGGGCCCUGAGGGCCCGACUUGAGAAGCUGGAGGCCAUGUACCGCCGGGCCCUGCUGCAGCUGCACCUCGAGCAGCGGGGACCACGUCCGAGCGGGGACAAGGAGGAGCAGCCUCUACAGGAACCCGACUCCGACCUCCGCUCCCGGGACUCGGAACCCUCUGGGCCCUGGCUGUAGCCGAGGCCGCAGCCGGAGAGAGGCGGAGCCUCGCGCGGGCCCCUCCUCCUCCGUUCCCAGCUACCCCCCACCUCGCGCACGCCCUGGCCCGCGCCCUGCCCGCGGAUACCUAGGACUACGGUGCCUUCCCGCCCCCACCAGUGGACACUUCCGGGUGGAGCUUGGCCAUCCGCUUGGCGGAGGUCGAGUGGGUGCAAGGGCCCUCAGGACCUCCCACAUGUACAGUUCCCCUGCCUCUUGCCCCGGCUAGUUUCCCUGGAGAGAGGCCUAGCCAACAACGAAGGGACGGAUUUUAAAACAGCAAGAACUGGGUGCCAAGAAACACUUCAUAUUCCCUGAACUUUUCUGGAUGUUGUGCGAACCUGUUGUAUUUUUUUUUUUUCCUGUAUUUUGGUUCUGAGGGAUGAGUAAUGUGUUUUUAGUUGGUUGAGUUUAUCCAUUCUUCAAUCCCCUAAAGCCUUCAGCUAUUCUUUCAUAUGUGGCCAACAUUUUAAGUACAGUGUUUGCUUUUAUAAGUCGGUGUUACUUGGAUGUCCUAUAAAAUACCCACUUUUUAUAAAGAUGAUAUUUAUAACCUAGGAACUCAUGCCUGUCUUGGCUGCAGUCCCUGUACAUCUAAUAUAUACUGAUUUGUUUGCCCCCAGAGAAUUUUGAAGGUAUCUGCCUAUAUCGUGACCUUUUGAAAUGGUAAAUAAAUCUGGUGCAUUAAAAAUUA
This is a messenger RNA of Pan troglodytes (chimpanzee), 2699 nucleotides long. It is a transcript of the gene TUSC1, whose product is annotated as tumor suppressor candidate 1. The record is from RefSeq and is a predicted model, not a curated record. The coding region runs from base 1346 to 1984 and encodes 212 amino acids. The transcript has a single exon. NCBI's taxonomy places the organism in Eukaryota, Metazoa, Chordata, Mammalia, Primates, Hominidae.